Punica granatum (pomegranate) is the source of this 1635-nucleotide messenger RNA. The record is from RefSeq and is a predicted model, not a curated record. Lineage: Eukaryota; Viridiplantae; Streptophyta; Magnoliopsida; Myrtales; Lythraceae.
CUUAUUCCCAUAUUCAUUAUCCCUCCCAAUUUCAGAAAAUUGAAUCAGUCUUAUUUUUCAUAGUAUUUUGGGUUAGGGUGUGUGCGCGUGUGUCUGUGAGAGACAGACGGCUGAAUUUGUUCCUAUUGAUAUGGGUCUGGACUUAGUACUAGUACUAUGUUUGUUCGUGUUGAGGUUCGGUGGUUUGGAGGGGCAGAUGGUGCCGGCAGUCUUUGUGUUCGGGGACUCGCUCGUAGAUGUCGGGAACAACAACCACCUCAAGCUCUCCCUCGCGAAAGCGAAUUUCCGGCACAAUGGGAUCGACUUCCCUGGGAAGAAGCCCACCGGGAGGUUCAGCAAUGGCAAGAACGCCGCGGAUUUUCUAGCUGAGAAGGUGGGCUUGCCACCUUCACCGCCAUAUCUCUCCCUCAUCUCCGGCUCCAACAAGAAUAACGCAUCAUCUUUCUUGACCGGCGUGAGCUUUGCCUCCGGUGGCGCGGGUAUCUUCGACGGCACCGAUCAGCUCUAUAGGCAGUCGUUACCUUUGUCGAAGCAAGUGGAGUACUACUCGAAGGUGCACGAUAGCCUGGUGAAACAGCUGGGAUCCUCUGCGGCGCAGAAUCUUCUCCGGAAAUCUCUGUUCGCCGUUGCGAUUGGAAGCAAUGACGUGUUUGGGUACUCUGGAUCGUCCGAUCUUGGGAAGGGCCGCACUCCCCAGCAGUACGUUGACCAGAUGGCCUCCUCAUUGGAAGGUUAUCUCAAGCGCUUAUAUGGUUACGAUGCGCGUAAAUUUGUGAUGGUGGGGCUGGGUCCGAUCGGAUGUUGCCCAUCCCAGAGGAACAAGAACAAGACUGAAGAGUGUAGCGACGAGACAAAUCGCCUGUCAUUCCUAUACAACCAGGCGCUCAUGGCAAUGUUGCGUUCGUUGCAGUCGGAGCUCAAAGACGUGAGCUACUCUUACUACGAUACCUACUCGGUCAUGCAAAACUUCAUCCAGAAACCAACUUCCUAUGGAUUUACGGAGGUGAAAGCGGCCUGCUGUGGACUAGGGAACCUGAAUGCCAAAGUGGCAUGCCUUCCCAUAUCAAAGUAUUGUCCCAGCAGGAGAGACCACUUGUUCUGGGACCUCUACCAUCCAACCGAAGCAGCCGCUCGCAUGUUCCUCGAUGAUGCCUUCGACGGCCCUCCCCAGCACACCUUCCCUGUAAAUGUCCGUCAGAUGAUCGCCCAAUAAAAUCGCAGAAACAAAGCCCGGAAACGAUGAUCCUUUCUUAUGAUGACAUAUAGUGUAGAAGACCGAUUUGCGCUGAUUGCACUCCUACGCCAUAUGUCCCCGUCCGAUGUGGAACAUUGUCUUUCACGUGCUAGUUUUUCUCCUCAUGCCAUGCGACAAUGAAAGAAUAAUGGUUAAGUUUUUUAAAAUAAGUAAAGAGUCAUGUACACGCUCGAAAAAAAAAAAAAUUUGUCAUACAUAGACAGGUAGAAUUAGUGAAGGUGAUUUUUCCUUUCUUGAAUUCCAACUUUCGAACUGCUUCGAUGUUUUCUCCCCUCAUGAGGAUGACUGGGCCAAAUGAGACCCCCUAUCAAAAGUUCACAAUAACUCGUAGCAUAUACAUAUAUGAUCACUCAAUAAGGUUUUAAACAACACCUAUACAA